UCCAUCACUCCCUAUUACACACACCAGCCUCCAUCACUCGACAUCUGCCAUCGGCCUCCACACAAACGGCAGAGGGUGAUGUCUCUAAGGGCGUUGUUGAAGUCGAAGUUGAAGACGACCACCACUGCUUCUGCUACUGCUUGUACUACUUCCCUUGUGAAACAAAUCCUCCGCCGCUUAUCCUUAUCUAGCCGCCAUGAAGAAGAAGAAGAACAACAACAUCGUUGUCAUCACCAGCACACCCGCACGAGCCGAAUCCUGAUAUGCUACAGAGAAACUAGAAAGUAUCUUGGAUCAGAAACCGUGGCACAUUAUUACUCUGCAGAGAUCAAUGAGGGAGGCAAAAAUAUAGGACCCGCCACUCUCGUCUUCACAGUUCCUGGUAUAUCAGCUCUAACGGACCUUUAUUUUUAUCAUCUUCCUCAUAAAAUCUAUGAUCCACUCAUCAAAGAAGGAUUUCUGCUUCUUCGCAAUGAUAAUCCUGUGAAAGGCAGUACUAUAGAUAUCUUAAACAUCAACACAGCCGAGAUCAAUACUGCAGAGCGUUUCACUGUUCACCUUCCAGAACACUUUAGUUAUUUCGGUUUUGGGUUUGAUCCUUUGUCCAACCAAUUCAAGUUGUUCAGUUUUCGUAGCAUUCUCACGCUGUUCAGUCACGACGUUAACAAUUGGAGAGAGAUAGAGCCUGAAAACUACUGCGGAAUUCACUUGAAUCAGAUAAGGUAUGCUCAGAAUGAUUUUGGUGUUUCUGUUAAUGGGGCAGUGUAUUGGCUUGUCAAAAUGUAUGACGACCUGUUUAAGGUACUGGCAUUUGACCUCCACGAAGAGACUUUUAGACUCAUCACUAUCCCUGGUGAGUUGAAAUCAAACAAUAAAACAGCUCUUUUUUUGGAUUGUGGACGCUUGGCUUUGAUAAAUGGGUUGCAUGACAAGUUGGAUGUUUGGAUAUUGGAGGAGGACUACCACAAUCACAACUACUCUUGGGUUAAACAAACUAUUCGUUUUCCUUUUGAUAUUUCUGAUUUGACGCCGAGGAGUCACAUUCUUGCCAUCGACACUAACACUGGUGAGAUCUUUCUGGAAGCUCAUGCGUAUAAAGAGGAAAUGCCGUUUCUCUAUUAUCAUACAAAGACAGAGUUUUUGAAGAGGUUUGGGGUCACGGGAGUGCCUCAAUGGUUGGUAAUGAAAUCUGACAGUUGCCGAUUCGUCGGCAUUACCUUCUAUGAUGAAGUAGGGAAAAUCAGUUGUAGCUGCUAGAAUCAUAUGCUGACAUAGUUUGUUUAGAGACAAGAUGUUUAAUGGGCAGUAGAGCUCCUUAAAGUGACUACACAAAGACAUCAGUAUCAAGACUCCUAAACAGGCAAUAACAGGCAAGAUCUUGCUUGUUAAGGUGUGUCUUUCCUUCCUUUUAUCCAUAGUUUACAAUAUAAUGGCUUUUAAAAUAGUAUUGCUUAGGGAAUCUGGCCACUAGUAAUGGUAUUUACAUAAUUGGGUGUUUUAUACUUCUCUCAUGUCCCUAUCAAAUUUAAUCAUAUUGAAGAAGUGUGUAUGUUGU
Messenger RNA from Quercus lobata, 1555 nucleotides. Its product is annotated as putative F-box protein At1g20657. The coding region runs from base 79 to 1257 and encodes 392 amino acids. The transcript is spliced from 2 exons. The record is from RefSeq and is a predicted model, not a curated record. Lineage: Eukaryota; Viridiplantae; Streptophyta; Magnoliopsida; Fagales; Fagaceae.